Lotus japonicus is the source of this 1767-nucleotide messenger RNA. Its product is annotated as sulfite exporter TauE/SafE family protein 3-like. NCBI's taxonomy places the organism in Eukaryota, Viridiplantae, Streptophyta, Magnoliopsida, Fabales, Fabaceae. Gene Ontology annotation, cellular component: membrane; Cul4A-RING E3 ubiquitin ligase complex. The transcript has 12 exons. Gene Ontology annotation, biological process: protein ubiquitination. The record is from RefSeq and is a predicted model, not a curated record. The coding region runs from base 196 to 1587 and encodes 463 amino acids.
CUGGAUAAAAAAGACUUUCGUCCGAUUCAUCUCGUGCCAUAAAGCAACAUUCUGUAUUUAUGGAUAUAAAAACAGAAUGUUAGUACUGAAGAAUACACUCCCUCCAUUUUCACAGUCUCUUUUCUCAGCCAUACUUGUUGAAGCAAAAAAGGGGGAGAAAGCCUAGGAAAGGUGUAGAGCAUUGGUCCUAACAGCAUGGCUACAGCAACAUGGCUGGCCUUGUGUAUCCUUGUUAUAAUCUGCAAUGUGAGCUUAGCAGAUAGAGUUUUGAAAGAAAAAGAAUCAGGAAAUUUUGCUGAGGAAGAAAGUCAGGGAGUUCUAAAAGGGAUGAUCAAUUUCUUAUGGCAGAGUGGAAAGUCUUCCUAUGAACCUGUUUGGCCUGAAAUGGAGUUUGGUUGGAGAAUUAUAGUGGGAUCAAUCAUUGGAUUUUUGGGAGCUGCGUUGGGGAGUGUUGGAGGGGUAGGAGGUGGAGGAAUUUUUGUCCCUAUGCUUGCUUUGAUCAUUGGCUUUGACCCCAAGUCUUCUACAGCCAUUUCCAAGUGUAUGAUUAUGGGUGCAUCUUUAUCAACUGUAUACUACAAUCUGAGGCUUAGACACCCAACACUAGAAAUGCCGCUUAUAGAUUAUGACCUGGCCAUGCUUUUCCAGCCAAUGCUGAUGCUUGGAAUUAGCAUCGGUGUUAUAUGUAAUGUCAUGUUUGCUGAUUGGAUGGUCACAGUUUUGCUUAUCAUCCUGUUCAUAGGUACAUCAACAAAAGCUACAUUCAAAGGCAUAGCUACAUGGAAAAAGGAAACAAUGAUUAAAAAGGAAGCUGCUAGGCAAUUGGAAGUUGAAUCAAAACCUGGUGAUGCUUCUGCAGAAGACUACAAGCCACUACCAAGUGGUCCAGCUGAUUCCCAUGUUGAAAAGGUCCCUUUACUGAAGAACAUUUAUUGGAAAGAAUUAUCACUCCUUGUGUAUAUCUGGGUGGGUUUUCUCCUUGUUCAGAUUGCCAAGACGUACUUCAAGACUUGCUCCGUCCAGUACUGGAUUCUUAAUUUCUUGCAGGUUCCUAUUGCGAUCUCUGUUGCGCUUUUUGAAGCCAUAUGCUUAUACAAAGGAACUAGAGUGAUUGGAUCAAAGGGAAAGGAAAUUACAUGUUGGAAGGUUCAUCAAAUUUGUCUCUAUUGUUCCUGUGGAAUUAUAGCUGGUAUGGUUGGUGGAUUGCUUGGUUUAGGAGGUGGCUUCAUUUUGGGGCCAGUGUUUCUAGAAUUGGGAAUUCCUCCUGAGGUAGCAAGUGCAACAUCAACUUUUUCCAUGCUUUUUUCAUCCUCCAUGUCAGUGGUGCAAUAUUACAUUUUAGACCGUUUCCCAGUACCCUAUGCUGCUUACUUUUCUUUGGUUGCAACCAUAGCUGCCUUGGCUGGCCAACAUGUGCUGAGAAAGAUAAUUGCAAUCCUUGGCCGAGCAUCCAUUAUCAUCUUCUUACUUGCUUUGACUAUUUUCAUAAGCGCAAUCAGCUUAGGUGGGGUGGGAAUAGAGAACAUGAUUGAGAAGAUGGAGAACCAUGAGUAUAUGGGGUUUGAAAACCUCUGCGAUCAUUCUUAGGUGUGUUUUGUCUGUAUGACUAGAGAGCUAGAGUAGUUAUUCCAAGUAGUUAAAUGGCCACGGAUUCCACUUUCAUUCAAGUGAAGCAAAGAUUGUAUGUUAUAUCAUGUAUUUUCUUUUUCUAUUAUGCAAUGGUUGGCUGCAUCGUAAUUUUUGGCAUCUCAAUAUUGAUGUUAAGUA